AUGGAUAUUCAUCGUUGUAGAUUUGUUGAUUAUACCCCACAUACAAUCACAUCAUUAGCAUUUUCUCAUAAAUCCUCAUUAACAUCAUUACCAACUGCCGAUGUCCGAUUAGCCGUUGGUAGAAGUAAUGGUGACAUUGAAAUUUGGAAUCCAAGACAUAAUUGGACACACGAAUUGACAUUACCCGGUUCAAAAGGUAGAUCUAUUGAAGGGUUAUGUUGGAGUUAUAAUGAACAAGAUCCAUUAGAACCACCAAGAUUAUUUUCCAUUGGUGGAUCAACAUAUAUUACUGAAUGGGAUUUAUCCACGGGGAGGCCAUUGAUAAAUUAUGAUUGUAAUGCCGGGAUAAUAUGGUGUAUCGAUAUUAAUCCACAAAAUGAUCGAUUAACGGUUGGAUGUGAUGAUGGGUCCGUUGUUAUUGUUGAUAUUUCUGGAGGUAGAGGAUCAUUGGAAUAUGAUUUGAUUUGUCAAAGACAAGAUGCCAGAGUCUUGAGUGUGAAAUGGGCUAAUAAUGAACAUGUUAUUGGUGGAUGUGCUGAUGGUAGAAUUAGAAGUUGGAGUAGUGAAGGCGAAACCAAGGGUAGACUUGUAGCUACUAUGAAAGUUGAUAAGGCUAAAACUGAAAGUACUUUGGUGUGGUCUUUGACAGUAUUACCAAAUAAGAAACAAUUUGUUAGUGGAGAUUCUACCGGAUCUAUAAAAAUUUGGGAUUUGACUCGUUUUACAUUGUUACAAACUUUUAAAAUACAUGAUGCUGAUGUGUUGUGUUUAGUUCAUGAUGUUAAAGAAGAAAAAAUUUUCAGUGCUGGUGUUGAUCGUAAGAUUCAUCAAUUUGAUUUACUCAACAGUAAAAAUAGUUCUAAAUGGACUCAUAGUUUUAAUCGUUUAUUACAUUCUAAUGAUGUCAGAUCUUUGGCUAUAUUUGAAAACAAAAACUAUAAUUUAUUAGUUAGUGGUGGUGUUGAAAGAGCCAUAGUGGUGCAAAAUAUUGAAACUUUUUAUGAUGGUAAAUACAAGAAAUUAUUGAUUAAUCAACAACAAUCUAAUAUUUUGAUUGUUCCGGAUUCAAAAUUAGUGAUUUUAUGGCAAGACCAAACUAUAAAAAUAUGGAAAGUUUUACCUGAUGGUAAACAUGUAUUAAUGAGCAAACUUACUUUAUCUGCUGAUGAAAACAUUACUAGUGUUGAUUUCAAAGACAAUUUAUUGGUAGUUGCCAAAAUGACGUCAGUGAGAUUUUUUGAAUUAACGGAGAUUUCUGAUAAUAAAUUCAAAAUUCAAAAGAUAAGAGAUGAUAAAUUUGAUAGUUUGGUUGAAGGAGCCAAAAUUGUCAAAUUUAUUGAUGCUAAUAAAGUUUUAAUUCUUACCCCUGACGAAGAGUUAUACACAUUUGAUAUUGAUAGUGACGAAGGGAAAAUAGAAUUAAACGGUGAGAUAGAAUUAUUAGAGUCUACACAACAGCAACAACAACAGCAACAACGCAAGAAUCAGCAUUUGUUACGUAUCAACAACUUGGUGCUUACUCCAAAUAAAAAGCAAAUUAUAAUUUCAAGAUUCAAUGGAUCAAUUGAAGUAUAUCCUAUUGUUAAUACAGAAACUGAGGCAUACGUUCUUACAAAAUUAUCAUCUUACCCUCAUUUAAUUGAAUGUGUCAAUGAUGAAAAACUUGUUGUUAUUAAUGAAGAAAACAAAAUAUUUGAAUUUUUCAUUAAUGACAAAGAUGGUCAAUUAUUAACUCCAUGGUCUAAAAGAAAUAGUGAAUUUUUACCAAGACAAUUUAUAUCAUUACAAGAUAAACCCGAAGGAAUGUUUAUUCAACAGAAACAAGAGAAAUUAUGGAUUUAUGGAUCAACAUGGUUAAGUUUUUUCGAUUUAUCAAUGAAUAUUCCAAUAUCUAAAAUUUAUAAGAAUACUUCGACUUCCAAAAAAAGAAAUCAUGAUGGAUUAUCAAUGAAUGAAGAAAUUGGUGAAUUAGAAGAUGAAACUGAAGAAAUUAUAGAAGCCUCAUUAAAACAAAGUGAAAUAGAUAGAUUAAGACAUCAGAUUCAAACUGAAGAUAAAGACAAUCAAAAUAAUGUUGAUAAAACUAAGAAACCAUUUUGGAUUACAGAAAAAUAUAGACCAAUUAUGAAAGUUGCUAAUUUUGGUGGAAAUGAUGAUAUUAUUGUUGUUGAACGUCCAUAUUCUUCUUUACAAACAGGUCCAGCAUUUGAUUUACCAAAAAUUAAAGUUUAA
Messenger RNA from Candida albicans SC5314, 2232 nucleotides. It is a transcript of the gene UTP4, whose product is annotated as Utp4p. The record is from RefSeq and is a predicted model, not a curated record. The coding region runs from base 1 to 2232 and encodes 743 amino acids. Gene Ontology annotation, molecular function: protein binding; RNA binding. Gene Ontology annotation, biological process: maturation of SSU-rRNA from tricistronic rRNA transcript (SSU-rRNA, 5.8S rRNA, LSU-rRNA). The transcript has a single exon. Lineage: Eukaryota; Fungi; Ascomycota; Pichiomycetes; Serinales; Debaryomycetaceae. Gene Ontology annotation, cellular component: t-UTP complex; 90S preribosome; small-subunit processome.